AUGGGUACAUCCCAUUCAAAAGAGAAAGAGAAUGCCCUCAGUAUGGGUCGGCUUCGGGAAGACAUGAAGCUGUACAAGUUGGUUGAUAUGCAUGGCGGCGGUGAGCUAUUACCGUGGUUCAGCAGUGGCGAUUAUUCGUUGAUCGAUGGCUAUAUGGAAACAAAAGUCCGUGAAUCGAUGUAUAACCAAGGAAAGGGCAAACUGGUAACGGUAACGGAACUCGUGAAAAUACGGAACAAGGAAAGGAAUGAACGACUCAGUGCAUUCUCACGAAAGAAGGGAAAAGGCAAAAGUGGCCCGAAUGUGCUGGACGAAUUCAAACAGGAAGGCGAAAACUUUUUAGCGCUGAAGUUGCUUGACGGAGGAGGAAAGGGAGGAAGAGGCGAAUCAAAGUAUCGAGAAAUCGCUUGGAAACUCGAAGAAAGAGGUGCUAUGGGUGAAACAAUUAUUGGUAUCUGUUUACUUCAAGGAACUGAUGUUCAUAACAAGUUGGCUAUGAAAAUCAUCGAAGCCUUCCCGAAGUUGAUCAAUGACAUCAAUAUUUCUGAAGAUUUUUACGGUCUCUCUCCUCUCCAUCAAGCCGUAAUCAACCAAGAUUGCCACAUGGUGUACGUGCUGCUCAAGAAAGGUGCCGAUGUUAAUAUACGCUGCUAUGGUGCAUUCUUUUGCGCGGAGGAUCAGAAGGCUGGACGUACAGAUUCAUUGGAGCAUGAAUACGUGGAACUGUCGCCAAAAACAAAUUAUACUGGCCACAUGUAUUUUGGAGAAUAUCCGCUGUCCUUUGCUGCCUGCAUGAACCAUCAGGACUGUUACCGACUCCUCAUUGCGUACAAGGCAAAUCCGAACGCUCAAGACACCAAUGGCAACACCGUUCUACACAUGAAGUGUAUGUUUUACCAGGAAAUGUUUCGCCUGGCAAUGGAAUCUGGUGCUCGACUCAAUAUUGCAAACAAGCAGAACCUCACUCCGCUGACGUUGGCCGCGAAACUAGCCAAAAAGCAGAUGUUCAUGGAGAUUUUGGAACUCGAGGGCGAUUCUGUGUGGGCGUACGGAGGCUCUGCGUCCACCGCCUACCCACUAUCGAAAAUUGAUACAAUUAAUGAAGUAACGGGAGACUUGAACGAGGCCAGCGCGCUUUCGCUAGUUGUAUACGGAGAGAAAAAAGAACACCUCGAUCUACUCGAUGGUCUUCUCGAAACGGUAUUGGAAGCGAAAUGGCAGGCAUUUGGAAAGAGAAGCAUGCUGCGGUCAUUGCUGGCAUUCACCUUCUUUUACAUUUUCGUCGUUGCUGCCUUUUCUCUGCGUCCAAUACCGAUGUCGACAGCUCAACUCACAUGGGGAUGGAUUACAUUCAAAGGAGCGCCAAUUGAUGGGCCGUACUAUCCUGGGGAUGUACCAGAAGUGCCGACAGCUGAAGGAAUGCAGAAGUACCGGGUUCAACUAACCGAAUGUCAUUUACGCAAUUACUGGGAUCCGAACUUGUCGAUAUGGAACGGAUGGGUGCGGGGCGGCGCAGAAGCCGUCGUUCUUUUGUGCACAAUUGUUCAGAUCGUUUUCGAGAUCAAAGACGUGCAGCGGAUUGGACGAGGAAAGUGGUGGGCCAUUCAUAAAGAAUUUCCCUCGAAACUUGCCUACAAAUGCUCGUUUGUGCUCAUACUGCUGAUGAUUCCAAUAAGAGCCGCAUGUGCAUUGAGUGCUGAACUUCUUGUAGUCGAUAACGUACUGGCCACAAUUGUCAUUCUGUUCACGUCUAUACAUUACUUGUAUUACUGUAGGGCUAUAAAAUUUGUUGGACCUUUCGUGCUAAUGGUGUAUACCAUUAUUGCAACAGAUAUACGACGUUUCUUAAUGAUAUACGGCAUUUUCCUCAUUGGGUUUUCACAAGCAUUCUACUUGGUGUUUUUGAGCUGCGAACGCGCCGAAAGCACGCAGAAUAUGAAAACAUCAAAUCAGGAUCGAUUCCAGAAUGUCAUACAAAAUCCCUUGGAGGCUUUCAUUCGAACCUUUAUCCUCACCAUCGGAGAGUUCACGGUCCUCUACAGAAACCUGGCUAUGUGCCCAGCAAAAAUUAUGAUAUGGAUAGGAAAGGCUAUUUUCGUAAUUUUCGAGCUCGGAGUAUCAAUUCUACAGUUCAAUCUGCUGAUUGCUAUGAUGACAAGGACAUAUGAAACUAUUUAUCGUACAAGGAAGGAGUACAAACGACAGUGGGCUCAGGUCAUUUUGAUGCUGGAGCUUUCGUUGGCACCCAAAGACCGCCUUAUGUAUCUACUGGAAUAUUCACGUCCAACAGGCACAAAUAAGAAAGUUCGCAGUUUUGUUGUGAACAAAUUUUCUAAUGACAGCAAAUCCUCUGAAGAGGUGGCUAAAGCUAAAGAAGAGAAAGCGAAGAAGGUAAUCGAAGAGCGAAAGGUGCUACUUAAAGCGACGAUUGAAGGAUAUGGAGAUUCGAGAAGGAGUACGUCCUAUAACAGGUUAUGCAAAGUCUCCACGGCCGUCCACGGUAAUGAAAGUGAAGGACAAUUAGGUGAUCUCUUGUGA
Messenger RNA from Ostertagia ostertagi, 2538 nucleotides. The record is from the annotation of a GenBank genome assembly. Lineage: Eukaryota; Metazoa; Nematoda; Chromadorea; Rhabditida; Trichostrongylidae.